Molecule: messenger RNA, 1770 nt
Organism: Triticum aestivum (bread wheat)
Lineage: Eukaryota; Viridiplantae; Streptophyta; Magnoliopsida; Poales; Poaceae
Product: filaggrin-2
Exons: 1
Coding region: 82-1548 (488 amino acids)
Source: RefSeq, a predicted model, not a curated record
AGCACAAAGCAACUAGCAAACCAAGCAAGCUAGCCGUAGUAGUAAGAGCAAGAAGGUAGGAGCCCAAGCAAGCAAGCAGCCAUGUCCAUCGUCAAGCGUGCUUUGGGCUUCGGCGGCGGCUACGGCCAGAGCAAGCCCGUGAUAAGCUACCACACCCAGAACUCCGACUCGGUGACCACCGUCGUGACCGAGAUCAGCCACAUGAGCCUCAACGGGAAGCAGGCGGCGUACAACGACGCCGGCGCCGUGCAGAAGACGGCCUCCCUGACGGAGCUGUGCAGCGAGGAUGCCGAAGUGCAGAAGCACUGCUACGGGCAGCAGGCGUACGGGAGCGACGUCGGAGGGUUCGACGCUCUCGUCUGCGACAGCGCCGCGCAGAAGCACGGCUACGGCGGCGAACAGAAGGCGUCGUCGUACCAGCAUGAAAGCGGCGCCGGAGGCUACAGCGCCCUUCACCACGAAAGCUCCGUGCAGAAGCACGGUGGCUACGGCGGGCAGAAGGCGUCGUCGUACCAGCAUGGAGGCUACGACGCUGCCAGCCACGACAGCACCGGCGCCACGCAGAAGUAUGGCUACGGUGAGCAGAAGGCUUACCAGCAUUAUGGGGCCGAGGCCCACCAUGACAGCUCGGCGCAGAAGCAUGGCUAUGGCGAGCAGAAGGCGUACGGUGGUCACCACCAGGACAGCAAGGUCCAGAAGAGCGGCUACGGCGGCGAGCAUACGGCGUACCAGCAUGAAGGCAAUCUCAAGGGGUACACCGCUCUCCACCAGGACAGCAAGAUCCAGAAGCAUGGCUACGGCAAGAAGGCGCACGGCUAUGGCGAGCAGAAGGCGUACGACUGCACGGUCCAGAAGCCCGGCUACGGCGAGCACAAGGCGUACGAGCAUGGGAGCGCCGCCGCCGCCCUCCACCACGACAGCUACGGCGUCGUGAAGAAGCACGGCUACGGCGGCGAGCAGUACCAGCAUGGCGCUGCAGCGGGAGAGUACGACGCCGUCCACCACUACAACAGCUCGGUGCAGAAGCAAGGCUACGGGGAGAAGGCGUACCAGCACGGGAGCGACGCCGGAGGGUACGGCGGUGUCCACCACGGCAGCGCGACGCAGAAGCACGGCUACGGCGCUGGGCAGAAGGCUUACGCACACGAUGCUGAUGGCGGAGGGUACACCAUUUUCUACCACGGCGGCGUGGCGCAGAACGCGUCGUACAAAGGGUGCGCCGCCGGCGUCGCCGGGUACGACACGCUCGUCCAGAAGCAGCACGGGGACGGGGGCUACGGCGGCCUGCAAAAUGCGUACCCGCGGCAAGGGUGCGGCGUCGGCGGCGUCGCAGGGUAUGAUGCUCUUGCCCGCCGUGAGAGAGAGAAGCAGCGGUGUGAGAGCGACGAAGAGAGCGAGGAGGAGAGCGACUGCGAAGAGGAGGAGGUGGUGGGCCUUGCGGCGCCCGGCGGCACGCAGUACUACGCGGCGUACGAGCGCCACCAGCAGCUCGGCGGCGGCGGCUAUGGCGGCGGGUGCGCACAGCCCAAGAAUCACAGCUACUACUGAGCUCCUGCGUCGUGCGGUCGUGCCCACCUGCGACUGCCAGCGUGAUACAAUCCUACCUACGGUUACGGUGACACCUAUCUGCUCACAUGCUCCUGCAUGCGAUGCCAGUAUUUGGUGGACCUUUGCAUUGCAAAAGUGUCUAAAUAAGAUGUACUUCUAACUCAUAUUCUGCAUCCACCGUAAGUGGCAUCGGUACAAUAAUUUACCGCACACAAUUGAUUA